Molecule: messenger RNA, 3553 nt
Organism: Bemisia tabaci
Lineage: Eukaryota; Metazoa; Arthropoda; Insecta; Hemiptera; Aleyrodidae
Gene: ZC3H3
Product: Zinc finger CCCH domain-containing protein 3
Cellular component (GO): nucleus
Molecular function (GO): metal ion binding
Source: RefSeq, a predicted model, not a curated record
AAAUUUUCAGUUUUCAAUCAAUUCUACAUUAAUUUUUAAUAAAGUUAAGUAUUUUUCAGCAAAUUAAGGAAGUUAAGUGAGUUUACUUAGCCUUUCUACUUCUUUCCUCGCAAAAUUGUCCCCCAUAACAAUUGGUUGUGCGUAAAUUCCAUCAAACCUUGACCAAGGACAAGUGUAAAUAUUUCCUUAUUGCUGUUAUAUUUCUAAAAUUUGUCUUCUAACUUCAUGGUCAUUCAACUUCUUAUAUCAUCGUGGAAAACAAUGAAGAAGAAACGCAAGUCAAGUCUGGAGAAGUAACCAAAUUCAUCAAUAGAAUGAUAGGAAGGGAAAAUAUGACAGGACAACCAUCAAUCAAUAAUGACCUUCCUUGCAAUCCCAGUCGUCCAAAAAUUGUGCUUGUCAACCCAAAUUUUCAAAAAAGGCUACUUCCAGACAAGAAAACCAUACACGUAAAUCCACUUUUCAAUCGUUUAAAGUUGGGUAGCAUCGCAAGUGGAAAAUUUUGUGACAGUAAUGUUACAGCCUCUUCCAGUGUCUCCAGAGACACAUCUCCAAUUCUCUCAAAUGAGCCCUCUGCGAUGACUAACUCUCAGUCUUCUCUCGAGACCAGGUAUAAGUUUAUUGCUAAUCAACCAAAACCAACAUCGGAAGAUGAUGAUCUCAAAAAUUGGUUUUUAUCCCAAAAACCCAAUAAAACAAUUGCUCAGGAGAAUCCUCAUCAGCUUCAAUUUUUGCAGAGUAAUCAGAUGAAACAAUGUGGUAAUAGCUGCACAUCUAUACAAAAUCCCUCCAAUAUUUCCCGCUCUCAAAAAACUUUUGUCAAUCCGAAAUUCAUUAACCGUAAUGAAGAAGUAAAACCUAACGUAAAGAAAAAAGCCUCGUUUUACUAUGUGAAUACUGCUGUAUUGAAGCAGAAAGUGGCUAAAGAUCAAAUGGCAGGCACUACUAAUAACCAAUUAAGCCUUUCCUCGGUAAGUUUGGAGUUAACUGCAAACUGCAAAUCAUCUGCACUAAGCUCUGGAGUGGCAGAAAAACAAAUUACCUCUAAUCCUGUAAUUGGUUCUGAGUUUUUGAAGGAUUCUACAGUACAAACGAAAGCUGCUGUCGGCAGUCAUUCCGUCAAAAACUCCUUUCAAACUCCUGAACGUCCUUCAACAUCCUCUACAUUAUUAUCAAAAUCUGCUCAAAAAAAGGAGUUGAACUUACAAAAAUUAAGAAGGAUUACAAAGCUCUCAAACCUAAUUCGCUCAAUGCAGUAUGGAGACAAAAAUUCUGGAAGAACUGCUCUCUCUCAAGUCAGCAGCACCAAUUCAGCAAGAAGUGUCAUCAACAGGUGUAAAUAUUCUUUCAAACCAUCUUCAGUCAAACAGGUUGACCAUUAUAAAAAAACAAAUUGCGAAGGAAAAAAUAGUUUCAUAAAUUUCAAUCGUCCUCUCCAAAGCCAGUGCUCCUCGCCCAAGAAAUUACCUAACAAUCUAGCAGGCAGAUCUGAUUCCCAAAAAUAUCAUUUAACUCUCAAAAAUAUACUAACAACAAGUCAAUCGGCCCCUAAAAAUAUCUUCCAGUCGACUGAUAAGUCAAUAGUGUAUCUUAACAGUUCAACUAGCUCCUCUCAGCCUCAUCUGAAUCUUGAAGAAUUCGGUUCAAAAAGUUCUUUAGAGCCAAGGAAAAAAACUUCCAUAAUUAACGUUACUUCCACUUCGAGUGUGAAAGAUGACAAAAAUAGUACUAGUCCAAGACUUCUUUAUGUCUCUCGCAGAAAAUUAAUUCGCAAGCAACCCACACCAAGGAUCUCUCAACAAGUGAAUAAACUCCUAAUUUUCAAUAGUAAGUUUUCUCUUAGAAAUGUCAAUCCAACUCAGUCUAAAUGCAGCUCCCCAUCUACUUACAAAAUACAUUUCAAACCUAGUCGAACGAGUUCUGAUGUCAUAAAUAAACGAAUGAUUCAGCGCCAAAUGAUAAAUCGGUACAAAUUGUCAAAUGUUCAGCACAGUCAAGUAAAAACUCCAAAAAGUCAUUCUUCUGCACAAUCUUUAGACAAACCGUCUCACAGCAAAUACAAAGAAAUCAAUUCACCAAGAGUAAGAAGGCAUUCUGUGAUGAAAAAUGGAAGUUUCUCGUUUGUUUCAAUAGGGAAAACAAAAUUAAUAAGAAAGUCUACUUUCGACCAAAAGCGAAGCCAUCGUACAAAUAUUAGCUGCCGCGCGGAAGCAACAAGUAAUAAUCUCCAAUCCUCACGCAAAUCUACAUCAAAAUAUAGUAAAAUUAAUCAUCAUAAAUUUUCAUGGAAAGCCUGUGAAUAUGGCAAAAGUGUCAAAAAUGUAAGUAAUAAUCUAGUCGCAAUCGGAAAAACUAAAUUGAUCAGGCAGUCUCUAUUGCAUCAUCAAAGACAGGCAAACAAAUGUAGUAAAACAUUGACCAAUAUAGCUGCUGCCUCAGUAAUACAGAAAAAAUUAAGAAAGCUGCGCAAAUCCCAGCCAGAAAAUGGCCGAAGCAAGAAGAUUCAACGAGCAGUCCACUUGAGCAAACUUAAAUUGAAAAAUGUGUCCUGUACUGCUGGAAAUAAUAGUCUGACCAGAAGGAGAAUAGCUUUAAGACGCAAGAAUAAUACUCCUUGUGAAAAUUAUCACAAGUAUGGUAGAUGCAAAAUGUUCCUUGCCGGAAAGUGCCUGAAGUUACAUGACAAGAAAUAUGUCGCAAUAUGUCAAGGUUUUAUUCAAGGUGCUUGUAAAAAUGAUAAAUGUCUGUUAUCACAUGAUACUAUUCCUCAGAAAAUGCCCACGUGUCUACAUUUCCUGCAGGGUGCCUGUUCUCGAAAUAACUGUCUUUACCCCCACGUCAAGCUCAGUUCCAAAGCACCCAUUUGCCGUGAUUUUGUACGAGGAUUCUGCCCUCUUGGAUUAGAGUGUGAUAAAUUGCAUGUGCUACUAUGUCCAGAGUUAGAGAAAGAUGGCGUUUGCUCAAACAAGGCAAAUUGUAAAUUUGCCCACCGCAAAAAGGUGCAUAAAAAGAAAAUUAAUCUGGACAAAUUGCCUGAGGAAGACAAUUCAACCACUGCUGCAACGGCCCAACUUCCAAAAAUCGAAGACUCACCCUCAACAGAAUCUGAAAUGAAUGAUGAACCUUCAAGGCGAUAUUUCAGCACCAGCUCUGAAAAAGAACUUAAAUCUUUUAUCCCCCAACGCCCUAAGUUGGGGACUUUACCUUCAUUUAUACCUUUAAGCUCAUGUGAUUCUUAAGGAAAAGCUAGAUUUAACAAUUUAAAGUAUUUUUCGGAAUAAAAAUCAUAUUUUUUUAGAUGUUUUACUGAUGUCUGCCUUUCAUGCAUUUUAAUUAAUCAAUCUCAUUGCAUUCAGUUUGAUCUAUUUGAAUAAGUUUCGUACAAGUUUUAAGUUUGUCAAUAUUUCCAGUCAAGUUAUUUUCAGUUGUGAUGUUUUGAGUUAUGUGUACUUUGCGUCAGUUCUUCUGUUUGAAAUAGUCCCUUUCUACGUUUGUUAUUUCUGUUGUAACUUUUUCUCAAUACUCCUGACUAAAGUUACCUGAUUUUUACAAA